Messenger RNA from Perkinsus marinus ATCC 50983, 167 nucleotides. RefSeq lists its product as hypothetical. The record is from RefSeq and is a predicted model, not a curated record. NCBI's taxonomy places the organism in Eukaryota, Perkinsozoa, Perkinsida, Perkinsidae. The annotation marks the transcript as partial. The transcript has a single exon.
UGUCAGCUGGGCCGAUCGAUUUCUGAAGGCUCGAUUGAUUCCGAGCUUGCUCCUGUUGCUUGUAUGCCCGUGGAGCCCAUAGAGUCCAUUGCAUGCGGGUAUUUCUGCUCAUUCGCCGUUACGGUCAAUGGAGAGCUUUGGGCGUGGGGAGAUAACAGGUAUGCUUC